Messenger RNA from Lodderomyces pseudojiufengensis, 735 nucleotides. RefSeq lists its product as uncharacterized. NCBI's taxonomy places the organism in Eukaryota, Fungi, Ascomycota, Pichiomycetes, Serinales, Debaryomycetaceae. Bases 1 to 735 code for a protein of 244 amino acids. The record is from RefSeq and is a predicted model, not a curated record. The transcript has a single exon.
AUGGACCAACUUAAAUUUACAUUACGUUCAAAUGGAAAAGGUCUACUAUUUCACAAACCAACAAUAAAUCUACAAACAACCCAACAACAAAUCAAAUCUUUACCCAAUUUCAAAUCAAAAUUAUUAGCAUAUUACAAGAGAUUUUACAAAUUAAGAAAUUUUGAAUGUUCUCCAUCAUUAUUCAAAGUAGACAAUUCUCCAUAUCAUACUCCAACUAUUACUUCAGAUGAAUACGUGACAUUACUCAAACGUCAAUUUCAACGAGGAGAUUUUAAUUUAAAACGUAAGAAAUUUUUAGGUCUACCUCCAAUAACAGAAGAUGAAUUGAUUAAUGAAAGGUUAUUGAACACAUUAUGUUUUAUCUUUAAUCAUACUACUGCUGCACCAAAUCCAAAACUUGAUAAACUAAUAGUUACUGAACAAGAUGAAAUUGAAUCUAGUGUUGAUACAUUAGAAUCAAAAGUAGUUAGUACGAUACUACGAAUGGAUUAUGAUUGUCCUAACUUUAUUAAAUAUGAUUUCAAAUUUGAUUGGGUGAAACAGAUUGAUGCUUGGUUGGAUAACAAUAGAAAUGAGGAGAAGGAACCAUUAGCAGACAUGGAGAAGGAGAAUCAAAAAAGUAAAAAAGGAAAAAAAUCUGGAAAACAAGGUCCAAUUGGAUUGGAUUAUCUCAAGUAUAAACAAUAUUAUACCACUUUAAUGAGAAUGAAUGAAAGUUUAAAAACAUGUUUUUGA